AUGGCGUGUGCUAGUCGUGAUCAAGCCGUGAGAGUGGUGCUUAUCGAUACCCAGUACGUGGAAACGGACGCCCUGAGCUUCAAAUCCGUAGUUCAGAGCCUUACCGGUAAGGAUUCUUGCGUUUCUUGGAUAGAGAAGAGCUCCUUCGGCGUAGAAAACAGAAAAGGCCCCGUCGCUGUGAACAGAAGUGGCUUCGACAAAUCAGGCUGCGAUAAUAUUAAUAAUGGAUGUGGCGGAACUGGAAAUCGCAGUGUUUCGAUGUUAUCGAAGGGCAUGUCGUUCAAGGAUUUGGAUGUUAUGAUCUUGCAUGCGCCUCCAAUGGAGGACUUGCAAUGGCUGUGGGCUGAUAAUAACUAG
This is a messenger RNA of Juglans regia (Persian walnut), 357 nucleotides long. Its product is annotated as VQ motif-containing protein 1-like. Lineage: Eukaryota; Viridiplantae; Streptophyta; Magnoliopsida; Fagales; Juglandaceae. The record is from RefSeq and is a predicted model, not a curated record. Bases 1 to 357 code for a protein of 118 amino acids. The transcript has a single exon.